This is a messenger RNA of Centruroides sculpturatus (bark scorpion), 1104 nucleotides long. Its product is annotated as alpha- and gamma-adaptin-binding protein p34-like. Lineage: Eukaryota; Metazoa; Arthropoda; Arachnida; Scorpiones; Buthidae. The transcript has 9 exons. The record is from RefSeq and is a predicted model, not a curated record. Bases 217 to 1029 code for a protein of 270 amino acids.
UGAAAAUAUUUUGUCCGCUAGAGGGAGUCUGGUUAUGUUGGCGAAAAUUGUCGAUAGUAGCAGCUAAUAGAUUAGUUUUAUUAAAAGAAUGAAAUUCUGAGUAAAAGUCUUAAAAUUUAUUUUAUCGGCGAAACAAUGUUCUAAACUUUACCGAAACGAUCUAUACGUAAGUGUUGACAAUUAUAAAGUUUUUGCUGCCGAUACAUUUAAAUUGUCAUGGCUUCAGGCGUGCUUGUUGUGAGUUGUUCUUCCACUCAACCUGAAGAAAUUAUUAAAAAUUUAUUGGAGACAAAGAAUUUGCCUGAACCAGAAUCUCAUUUUCAACACAUUAAAUCAUAUCCUUGGCAUCUAGAAACAAAGUAUUACAAAACAGAUUUAUUUUGUUUUGCUGCAUCUUCAAAAGAUAUUUCUCCAGAUUUUUCUGAUUCGGUAGAAGCUGUUAUUAUUCAUUUUGAUACAUCACAGGAAUCUAGUUUUGACGAUGUGUUAUCAUGGUUUCCGAUAGUAGAAAGUUUUGAAGCAGAUGUACAGAUAUUAGUUUGCGAUUCAUGUAAUUAUGAUAAAUUGUAUAAUAAAUAUAUACCAUGGUGUGUGAAGAAUAAAUUUGAAUUGGUUGAAUUACAUCCAGAAAAACAUGACGAUGACGAUACAGAUGAAUUUUUAAACAAAACUGGAUAUAGAAGAAUACUAGAAGCUCUUCAAGCCCACGUGUGGCCAAACUUAGAAAUGAAAGAAGAAAGCAACCAAAGAUUUUCUUCGCAUAACAAGAAUGAUAAGAAAUUAACAAGCAUUGAGUACUUUGAUACAUUAGUGAAUGACGACGAAUCCUUUCUAGAGUCGCUUUCUAAUGAAGAUCCUUCGUCAUUUGAAAGUCUCUUCCAAAAGUUCAAUGAAAUGAAAGAAAAAGCAUCUAGUUUGACUGGAGAUGAGAGGAAAAGAUAUGCUGAAAAGGUAGCAAUAGCAUUUUGGAAAGCUCUUGGGAAGGACAACGAAGAGAUUGAAGGACUAAGCAGUGAUGACGAUAUAUAAUUUUAAAUAUAAUAUAUUCUGUAAAAUUGCAUAUGUGUAUAAUAAAAAAUGGUCACAAUUAAUUAAUUUUUCAUG